CGGGGGGGGGCACCCGGUUACCAGGCAACGGGAUGCCCCAGAGUGAAGCCACUGAGCGGAAUGCGUGGGGCAGGACAGUUGAUAGACCUUGAGCAGCAGAAAUGAGCCCUGAAAAGCAUCCCGAGGAGGAGGAUGACGUUGACGCAGUUCUUCUUUCAGCGUCCAAGAUCCUAAAUUCCUCGGAGGGUGUAAAGGAGAGUGGCGGCAGUGAGACAGAAUGUGGCUGCAUAUCAGACUCAGAAAAUCAAAUCCAACCACAGUCAGCAUUAAAAGUCCUUCAACAUCAGUUGGAAUCAUUUCAGGCUCUUCGAAUGCAGACUUUGCAGAAUGUUACUAUGGUACAAUCUGAAAUCAGCGAAAUAUUGAACAAAAGUAUUAUUGAAGUAGAAAGCCCACAAUUUAGCUCAGAAAAAAACCUAUUAUUCAGCACACACACUGAAAAGGAUUUGGAAGAAUGGAGUAUCAGAGAUGAAGACAAGGAAAUUCCUAUCUUGAAAACCUUAAAAGAUCCUAUAGAGAAGCAAGAAGAAAUCCUUUCUAUGGAGAAAAUUCAUCAUUUUGAAGAUUCCAAGGCACUUCAUUCAGUUGAAGAAAAAUUCAGUAGCAAUAAUGUCAACAGUCCCUCUCGAAGUACAAAUAUUCCAUCUCAGAUACAUUACAAGGAUACAGUAAUUCUUGAGAACUUAAAACCUUCCACAGAUAAUUCAGCUUCAAACAUAAUUAUGAACCCCUCAGAAAAGUCUGAUGUGUUAAAGAAUUAUAAUAAUAUUUACAGUUUUUUGCCUACAGUACCUCAAAAUGUGAUGACUCCAGCUAAUACAAUAAUUCUCGACAAAUCUAAAAUUACUGUGCCUUUUCUGAAGCACGGAUUCUGUGAAAAUUUAGAUGAUAUUUGCCACUCUAUUAAACAAAUGAAGGAAGAGCUUCGAAAGUCACACAAUAGGGAAUUGGCACUUACAAAUGAACUGCAAACUUUAAAAACAGAUACAAAUAUUCAAAGUAAUGAUAAACAUGACCUGUCUCCCACUGACAAGGAAAAAUUUAAUUUUAGUGAGGAAAAAAGCAUAAAUGAUAAUUUAAAUGAAGAUAUAAAAUUAAAGAGAAUUGCAGAAUUAGAGGCAUUAGUAAACAAAUUACUCCCACUCAGACAAACAGUAUCAAAAUUCCAUGUACAUUUUUGUAGGAAAUGUAAAAAAUUAUCUAAGAGUGAGAUACACAGGGGUAAAAAGAAUGAGAAAAAAUAUAAAGAUUUUCCUAUCACUGGCAAGAAUAUUACCGAGAUAAAGUUCCAGCCCAGAGUGCCAAGAUAUACGCUAUCGUCCCUUGACCAAACAAAAUGUGAACUAAAAGACAAAGAAGCACAACCAUUUGUAGUAAAACAAGGAUCAGUACUACUCGAAAAUGAGAAAACAUCCAAAUUCAAUUCUGUUACUGAGCAAUGUGUUGCAAAAAUUCAGUACUUACAAAAUUACCUAAAAGAAUCUAUGCAGAUUCAGAAAAAAGUAACAGAACUGGAGAAUGAGAAUCUAAUCCUUAAGUCCAAAAUGAAACCUCUUAUCUUGACUACACAAUCCCUGAUACAGAAAAUUGAGACAAAUGAAAAACAACUUAAGAAUAUGGUUGAAGAAAAGAACACUAUUCAGUCCAAGUUAAUUAAAACAGAAGAAGAUAGUAAAGAAUGUCUUAAAGAACUUAAGAAAAUAAUUAGUAAAUAUAAUGUUCUCCAAGGCCAAAAUAAAAUGCUAGAAGAAAAAAUGAAUCAACUUUUUUUGGAGAAGCAACAAACGAUAGAGGCAUUAGAUCAACUGAAAAGUAAAGAACAUAAAACUCAAAGUGAUAUGGUGAUUGUCAAUAAUGAAAAUAACCAAAUGAGUAUAGAAAUGGAAGCAAUGAAAACAAACAUUCUGCUGAUACAAGAUGAAAAAGAAAUGUUAGAGAAAAAAACACACCAACUUUUACAGGACAAAAGCUCACUUGAAAAUGAACUAAAAGAAAGACAGCUGGAGAUCAUGCAGCUAAAAGAGAAAGAAAGAUUGGCAAAAACUGAACAAAAGACACUUAUUCAAAUAAUAGAAACAGUUAAAAAUGAAAAAGCAAAUCUUGAAACAGCGUUACAAGAAUCUACUGCUGCCAGGCAAAUGAUGGAAAGGGAAAUUGAGAAUGUUCAAACCUACCAAUCCACUGCAGAACAGAAUCUGCGGAAAGAAAUAAAAAAUGCAAAAUCAGAAGCAAGUAUUUAUAAAAACAGCUUGUCAGAAAUCAGCCAGGAAUGUGAAAUGUUAUCUAAAAUGGUAAUGGAAAUUAAGACAGAUAAUCAGAUUCUGAAAGAAGAACUGAAGAAACAUAGCCAAGAAAAUAUAAAAUUUGAAAACAGCAUCAGCAGACUUACAGAAGACAAAGUACUUUUAGAGAACUAUGUACGAAGCAUAGAAAAUGAAAGGGAUACCUUGGAAUUUGAGAUGCGGAAUCUUCAACGAGAAUAUUUGAGUUUAAGUGAUAAAAUCUGUAGUCAGCACAAUGAUCUAUUAAAAAUGGCUUACAUUCCAAGAAGGGAGAAAUUCCAUUUAGACAAUUAUGAUACUUGUCAAGACAUUUCAAAGAGUAGGCCUUCAGCUCCUGAUUUGAAAGGAAUUCCAAGCAAAAUGUAUCCACUGCUUCCACCCAAGAUAUGUAAAUAAAUUUCUAAAAUCAAUGUUUCAAAAA
This is a messenger RNA of Chinchilla lanigera (long-tailed chinchilla), 2703 nucleotides long. It is a transcript of the gene Ccdc110, whose product is annotated as coiled-coil domain containing 110. The record is from RefSeq and is a predicted model, not a curated record. The transcript is spliced from 8 exons. Bases 102 to 2678 code for a protein of 858 amino acids. NCBI's taxonomy places the organism in Eukaryota, Metazoa, Chordata, Mammalia, Rodentia, Chinchillidae. Gene Ontology annotation, cellular component: cytoskeleton.